Messenger RNA from Bicyclus anynana (squinting bush brown), 6436 nucleotides. Its product is annotated as protein croquemort. NCBI's taxonomy places the organism in Eukaryota, Metazoa, Arthropoda, Insecta, Lepidoptera, Nymphalidae. The record is from RefSeq and is a predicted model, not a curated record. Gene Ontology annotation, molecular function: scavenger receptor activity. Bases 227 to 1699 code for a protein of 490 amino acids. Gene Ontology annotation, cellular component: cytoplasm; membrane. The transcript is spliced from 11 exons.
UUCAUUUGUUGAGUUUUCGUAAAUAUUUUGUUUGGGAUGGACGAGAGAUUUGUGAAUAUCAUUAUUUAAUGUGCAUUUAUUGUAUAGAUAGUGCUGUGUACAAAAUAUUUAUGAGAACUGAAUAUUUUAUUUAAUUUCUAUUAUGUUUGGGUUAACAUAAUUUGCAAAUUAAAUUUAAAUUGAAUAGAAGUGGCACAAUAUUUAAUCGUAACGUGAAGUAUACACAAUGGUGUCCUACCAGGUAAGAAGCGGCCUACUGAUGGGCUUCGGCUCAUUCACCGUGGUGGCAGGCGCUAUCUUGGUGGUCUUUUGGCCGUCCAUGUUCUUUGCACAGUUGAGAAGAAUGAUGACCCUAUCCCCAACAUCCACAUCCUUCGACAUAUGGCGGGAGGUGCCCAUACCUAUGUACCUAGAGUGUUUCAUGUUCAACAUAACGAAUGUUGACGACAUUUUGGCGGGAAAAAACGUGCCCAUUCACGUGGAACAAAUGGGCCCCUACGUGUUCAGAGAGUACCAUUUAAAGGAGAACAUCUCGUGGUACGACAACAGUACGGUGUCGUACUACAACAAGCGCUCGUGGCAGUUCCAACCGGAGAUGUCCAACGGCAGCCUUUCCGACCUAGUCACCAGCAUCAACCCCAUUGUUGCGACGGUGUCCUACAUAUUACGUCACCAACAUGCCGUCCUGAGAGUGGCCGUGGAGGUGUUCAUGCGGAUGUACCACGAGAACAUGUUCAUGACAGCCAACGUGACGUCAUGGCUGUUCGACGGCAUAGAGGACCCCGUGCUGGACAUCGCCCAACGCUUCCCGGACCUGCCCUUCAAAAUACCGUACGAUAAGUUUGGAUGGUUCUAUGAGCGCAACAAUUCCUUGGAGUAUGACGGCAUCUUCCUUAUGAACACGGGCGCCGCCGACUUCUCGCAGCUCGGCAACGUGGAGAAGUGGAAAUUCUCCAACCGUACGGUUUUCCGCGACGAGUGCGGGGAGGUGCGUGGCUCCACCGGCGAGCUGUGGGCGCCGGAGCUGGGGCAGCCCGAGGUCACGAUAUUCGCACCUGACAUCUGCACGUAUAUGAUACUACCUGCAACCGGCCCAGUGCAUGUGCAGGGCAUAGACGGGGUGCAGUAUGCGGCCAAUAACUCCCUGUUCGACAAUGGAUACAGGUACCCUCAUCAGGCGUGCUACUGCGCGGAGGUGCGCGACGCGGACUGCCUGCCCUCGGGCGCGCUCAACGUGUCGGCGUGUCGGUACGGCGCGCCCGCCUUCGUGUCGCAGCCGCACUUCUACAACAUGGACCCGCACUACCCUUCCAAGAUACGAGGUCUCAAACCCACCGAUGACAUGAACUUCAAGCUGUCGCUGGAGAUGUACACGGGCAUGCCGCUGCAGGUGUCGGCGCAGCUGCAGAUCAACCUGCUGGUGCGACACGUCGACGCCAUACCGUUGAACAACCAGCUGCCGGACCCCGACGUGCUGGUGCCGAUGUUCUGGUUCCGGCAGGAGGUCAUCAUGGACGACCACUUCGCGCGCCUCGCGAGGUUCGCUCUCAACUUGCGCAGCGGCAUGCCUUACGGGUUUUAUGCGCUCACGGUCGUGGGAGUAAUACUUCUGGUGGCAGGCAUCACCAUCUUAAUUCGGAAGCUGCUUCGCUCGCCCGACGAGCCCAUCCUCGAUAACCAGCGGGAAGACACGCAGUGACCAAUAGCGGCCAGGUAUUAGUCGCUCACACAUCACUUGCAAAGUGCGGGGCACUUUCUGACUGUUUGUUGAAAGUUUUUGAUUACUGGCUGAUGUUAAUUUGCGGAAACUCAUGUAUAUAUUUUUUUUAAUUAACCAAAAUUCUAAAGAAGGGAAGGCUAAAUCAACUAUGGCAAAACUUUUAGUGUUGUCAAAUGUAUCGAUAAAUAACUUUAAUUUGCCACUGUCCACGAAAACUGUUAAUUUAGUGAGGCAAGAACAAACCAGCUUAACGAAUAGCCUACGUUUUACUCUAAAAAUUGUUUUACUCGAAAAAGUGAUAUUGACUUGGUAUGACGUUGAUAUUAACGUUUCCGUAAAAACAGUAAUUUUCUUAUAUGUUAUUUUCCGCAAAAUAACAUCCGCUUCUAUAGAAUAAGUCAUCGACUAUAAAGGAAUUAUAUAAAAAUAGUUAAAUGGUGCUAUAGUCUUUUAUCUUUUGUAUAAAAUUCAAAGUAUGUGUGUACAUAUUAUAAUAAAUAAUAGACUAAGAAAAUGGCGUAAAUGAUAUUAUAAUGUUGAUUCUUUAUUUAUUGCUUGUUCAUUCCUUUGAUGGAAAUACCAUUUUUUUUCAAGAUUAAUUAAAAUAAUUGUCGGCCGAAAAUUAUAGUAAGGCCUAGCCUAUUUUAAUGGCAAACUACAACUAGGCAUCGAGGAUAUUAACAAAUGUUAAUGUUUUUUUUUUAUAUUAACACGUUUAACAUGUUUUGUAAUAUUUGUUCAAUGUUUGCGAAUGCGCACUGGCAAUAAUAGUAUAUCUAUUUAAAAUUAAUUAUUCAUAGUUUUUAAGCUUGUCGAUAAAAUUGUCGAUAUGAGCGCUGUACAACACUACGCGCUAUCACAAGAAUAGGGGCUACACGCCACUCGCGCGAUUAUGAUGUAUGGGUUAAAAAGUAGCAGCCACCAACCACAAUUAGUGUCGACCACUGGCACAAGUGGCUGUCGCGCGCUUCAGCUACUUUUGUGGCCCCUUCUUGCUUCUUGUAGCGGUGUUUGUGUCUGUCGCGUGUGGCGCGUGUGCGGCGACCCUUAGUAGUGGAAGAGCGUUUCAUAGGUUUCUUCAGUCGGGCAUUGUCAAUAGUGUAACUAGCACUGCGCUGUGCCGGCCAUAUAUUCCCACGUUUAUACAAUUUUAUUAUAAAAUAAUAAUGAAAGAUGAUAUUUUUUGUGUAUUUAUCUUCGUUUAGUUUUAUUGUAAUCUUAUAUGUGGCUUUAGAGUUGAUAUUUCGAUCUUGCAUUUCUGGUUAGAUGUAGCGAAACGUACUAUGCUUACUAUCAAACUGUUAUUGAAAUUGCUGACUACUGCGUUUAACAUUAAUAACUAUUUUGAACGAAAUCGUACAUAAGUAUCUACGAUAAAAACCCUCGUCGAUCCACCACUUGAGAUGGAUCGUUGUGAGCCUUUCGUGAGUGAAAUGAUUGACGUCACCAGUCACGUUUUCGUUCCGACCAAAACGACUGCGGUCGCCAAGUGGAACGUAGCCUAUAUUAACGCCAGUCUUGUCAUAAAGCUGGCCACAUACACUCGUUUUCCGUAUUCGGAAAACCGAAUGCAAGAAACCAUUAUAAAAUACAUGAAAUGACGCACAUAGACGUUUUUUUACGUACGUAACGAAUGCGAGCCCUUGCGACAAUAUACAUUCCGAAUGAAGAAAAAUUUAAAGUCUGCGGUAGUCUCACGGAACUCCAAAUCUUAAUUACGCAACUUUAUUUUACAAAAGCCGCAUACACUCAUACAUUUCCGUAAAACGAGUGUAUGCGACAUUCGUAAAAUAAAGUUACGUCAUUUCGCCUUGGAAUUCCGAAUUCCGUUUACGGAAAACCGUAUGUUAGUGUAUGCGGCCGGCAUUAUAGUUUGAUAGUAACAAAUGCGCUUUGCUGCCAAUCAGACAUGUGCUGAUGGUAUCUAUAGACUACAAACCCUUGAACAAAAAUUACCUGUGAAAUGUACGGCGUUUACGAGUAAAGUAUCUGUAUAUGUGUACAAAAGGAAUUACACAAAUGACCUAUAUUGUGUAUUGACCUGCAACUGUCGACAAAUUAAAAAUUUGUACUGACUUCCGGUACCACUAUUUUAGUACGGCACUAGGUUUUUCGACAUUUAUUUUUAAUCAUCUUUAACACUGUAACAAAGCCGUACAUUAAUAAUUAGUCGUAAUUUAUCUCAGACCAAUUAUUGUAUAGGACCUGCCUCGCUAGAUGUUACUUUUCUGUCAAAGUAUAUGAUCAACGAUCUAAUGCGAUUAUAAAAACUGUCUCUAUACUAUCGAUGUUAAAUAGUUGUAAUCGUGUUCGUCGGUUAAAGAGCUUAGUAAAAAUACCUUUUUUGUGUAAUUGUGUGAAAAACGGGCAAAAACUUCUAGUUUAGUAUAAGAUAUAUACCAAAUCUAAAUUCGUUUCCUUCAGAAAAUGACAGACAAUUUUGUUCGUGACUAUGAGUGCGAUACAGGUCUUUCUAUAAUUGGUCUGAGUAAUUUAUCAUUUGUACCUAAAUAAUUACAUUCACUCGCGUACUCGCCUGUACCGCUCAGAAGUGACGGCAUAGUGCUCAGAGGUAUUUUCUGAUACAGUAACAGCCUUCUAAGCGUCAUUCACGUUGGAUCAUUUAACAGGUAAAUUUUGUUCAAAGGCUUGUAGUCACUACGUUUUUCUUUCUGUGACAUAUUAUGUCAGUUAUAUUUAUCGUAACAUUCGGUCAGUUAUAGUUUUGUAUUGUUGAAACGUGUCGCGAACGAGACUAUGAACACCAAAGAAGUUUCUCACUUUCGCUUGCAUUUACACGAAACUAUUUUUUUUAUUUACUAUAAUAUAUUGUUUCAUGUAUACAAACAAGGGUAUUUGUGUCACAAAAUUAGAUUGUUCUGAAAGUUACUUUGCCUCGGAGUAAUCGAGAUUUUUUUUGUUGAUAAUUAAUUGUAGUUAUAAUCUAUACAGUGUUUAUUUGACUGAAACCAGUUAAGUUUUUGUAGGUGGAUCCGUUUGGGGUCAAUUAUUAAUAUUAAUAACGGAUAUUUCUUUCUCGUCAUUAUAUCCAGUGAUGAAUAUCGUUCAAGAUUUUAGAUUGAAUAACAAAACAAAAACUAUUAGGUGAUGAAUGUUUUAUUCCAAAUAAAUAAACACAUUUGUUUUCCUUAUUAUAAAUAAUCAAUAAUGAAAAUCUAAUUGACAUUUGCUCAGUAUAUUUUUUUUAUGUUUAGACUGAUUCCAAAUAUUUGAUCAAUUAAUAUUGUUGUUGCAAAAUAUACUCAGAGGCACAAUUAUCAGCCCACUUUAAUAUACUCGCGUCAUAUAAAAGUGGGUGGAUAAUUGUGCCCCUGAGUAUAUAUACGAAUUUGCUUAAUAUGGAUAAUGCAUUUCUUUAUUUUGUAUAUUAUCAAUCCAUCGAACUAAGAGUAUAAAAUUUAAUAAUUGGCUAGUUGCCAAUUAUUUAAAAAAGUAAAACUUUACUUUAUGUUUUUUAGUCAAGAACAUCUUAUAAUUAAUUUUAAUUGUACUUAUUAUUUUAAGGGCUCGAUGCUUGCAUUCCUAAAGAUAGGUAUAUUUUUACAAAAUAAUAAAGUUAGCUAUAGUCGGAUGCAAUCUUUAUGAUGUCUCCGACGCGGGGUGUUGCCGCCGCGCCCCUGCGUGACCGGUGAUACCUAAAAUAUAGUAUUGCGCAGCUUAACACACGAUGUUCGGAAACAUAAAUAUUGCAUCCGACUAUACCUAUAUUAAUUGGUUAUGCAUGUAGGCCUAAGAUGCCCGCUAUGAGAUAUCUCGUGUAGAGAAAAACAUGUCGACCAAUAGCAGGGCUUCUAUAAUAUUUUGAUUCAGUCACUAUUGGUCAUUAAUGUAUUUUUCUAUUCACGUCUUUGACUCACACAUAUUAGGCCUACAUAUUUGUGUGUUUUCGUGUAUUGUCUAUGAAUUAACGCAAGAUAUUAUUUUCAGACACUUUUUAAUGUGACGUCACGUGGUUUCGCUUUAUAUACAGCCCCAGACCAAUUAUAGAAGGACCUGUAUCGCACUCAUAGUCACGAACAAAAUUGUCUGUCAUUUUCUGAGGAAAACAAGCUUAGAUUUUGUAUAUAUCUUAGACUAAACUAAAAGUUUUUGCCCGUUUUUUACGUAAUUCAAUUACACAAAAAGAUAUUUUUACGGAGCUCUUUAACGGACGAACACGAUUACAACUACUUAACAUCGAUUCUAUAGAGACAGUUUUUAUAAUCGCAUUAGAUCGUUGAUCAUAUACUUUGACAGAAAAGUAACGUCUAGCGAGGCAGGUCCUAUACAAUAAUUGGUCUGAGUAUACAGCCCCUCUAGCCAUAGCUAUCGUUACGAAAAUUCAAAAAUAUCGAACAAUAUACUCGUUAAAAAUUAAUGUGACUGCUUGAAAAUAAAUGUCAUUGUCAUACAUUUUUUAGUUUUCGUAGCGUUAGCGAUUGUAGAAAGAGAAUAUAUUAUGUAGCAUGGCUAGAGCAGCUGUUAAGUACUGUAAAAUAAAAGUUAAUAGUUAAUAUAUGUUACGUACUCGUACUUAUAAAAAACAUACAACCGUAAAAAGUACAUAAAACCUCUUCUUUUUUGGAAGUCGGUUAAGAAGUGACUAAGCAAUAUACGACAGAUAUAUUUUAAAACAAAGUUUCAUAUUUUGUCACUUUUAAAAUGUAUUAAAUUAACAUGUUGUUAUACCUGUGGUAAUAAAUAUUUUACAUAUUA